AUGAUAAAUGUAUCUGAAAUGAAAAUUUCAUUACGAAAAGUCCGUUUUGUAUGUCCAUUUGGAAGUAAAAGACGAAGCGGAAAGAUUAGAAAAAAGGGCGAAGCAAAAUCGAGGCGGAUAGAUAAUUUUGACGAUUUGGUCGUAGAUAUGCAUACAUGUAGAUGCUAUUUUUGCGAUGAGUAUCAAAUCAAUACAACAGACAAGGCGUGUUAUUCUAGUCUUUUACACCAGCUUAUAAAGAGAUUAAAUUGUAAAUUUUGGAACGAAACAAGCAUUAAGUCAAACGGCAACAAAGAAUGGGAACUUGAUGAUGUAUAUCUUGAUAAAACAUGUUUUGACACUUUGAAAUUAAUUUUGAUGUCAGUUCUUGUCAGAGGCAAAUUAAAUCAUUAUGAAAUCAAGAUCAGCAAAAUUCUUGUAGAGUAA
This is a messenger RNA of Clunio marinus, 426 nucleotides long. The record is from the annotation of a GenBank genome assembly. Lineage: Eukaryota; Metazoa; Arthropoda; Insecta; Diptera; Chironomidae.